GGUGUACGUGCUGGCUGGCAUACUUGUUCUGACAGACUGGUUCUUCCCAUCACACUUCACACAACCAACCACCCUUUUGCCACCUCUCUCUCUCUAUUUGACUGUUCCUCUCUUCUUCCUUCUUUCGUCUUCAUCUCUCUUUGAUUUCAACACUCCUCACACACAUACACAUACACUUCAACUAUACUCUUCUCUAUAUUUUUAUUCUUUUCAAUUCAGUUUUGAUUUUCUCGAUCACCCAUGGCUGAGGAACCACAGAAACCGGCUGAGGAAGUGGUGGCCGCCGUAGCUCAGCCUGAGACGGAGGCCCAGCCGGACAAACCUGUUCCUGAGACAGAUAAGGAGACACAGGCCGAUAAGGCAGAGGCGGCAGUGCCUGAGGCUGAGAAGAAGGAGGGCGAUGCUGUUGUAGUCACAGAGAAGGCAGUGGAAGGAGAAGCGGCGGAGUCGGAGGCGGAGAAGCCCGUUGAAGGGAAGAAUCAGAUAGCGCAAUCGGUGUCUUUCAAGGAGGAGAGCUACGUGGUUGGCGACCUCCCCGAAGCACAGAAGAAGGCUCUCGAUGACCUCAAGAACCUCAUUCAAGAAGCCCUCAAUAAGCACGAGCUCUCCUCUCCUCCUCCCCCUCCACCGCCAAAAGAAGAAGACAAGAAGAAAGAAGAGGCCGUUGCAGCUGCCGAAGAGAAGAAGGAAGAGGCAGAAGAGAAGAAGGACGAAGCUGCAGCAGCCGAGGAAGAGAAGAAGGAAGAGGUGGUAGCAGCUGAGGAGAAGAAGGAAGAGGUGGUAGCGGCAGCUGAUGAGAAGAAGGAGGAAGCUGCGGCAGCCGAGGAAGAGAAGAAGGAGGAAACUGCGGCAGCCGAGGAAGAGAAGAAGGAAGAGGUGGUAGCAGCAGCUGAGGAACCUAAAGUGGAAGAAAAAGCAGAAGCGGAAGUGAAGAAGGAGACGGUGGAGGUGGUGGAGAAAACAGAGGACGGUGCCAAGACGGUAGAAGCCAUAGAAGAGAGCGUAGUGUCAGUGAAAGUGGAGGAAGAAGGUCCUUCAAGUUCGGCAGUAGCCGUGGAGGAGGAGAAGAAGGAAGAAGCGGCAGCUCCUCCUCCGCCGCAAGCUCCAGAGGAAGUGUCGAUAUGGGGAAUCCCACUGCUGGCAGACGAGAGGAGUGACGUCAUCCUGCUCAAGUUCCUGAGAGCGAGGGACUUCAAGGUGAAGGACGCCUUCACGAUGAUCAAGAACACCGUCCGAUGGCGCAAGGAAUUCGGAAUCGAUUCCCUGAUCGAGGAAGAUCUCGGAAGCGAUUGGGACAAGGUGGUGUUCACUCAAGGGGUCGAUAAAGAAGGGCACCCGGUGUGCUACAACGUCUUCGGAGAAUUCGAGAACAAGGAGCUUUACCAGAAGACGUUCUCCGACGAGGAGAAGCGCCAGAAGUUCAUCAGGUGGAGGAUCCAGCUUCUGGAAAAGAGCGUCAGGAAGCUUGACUUCAGUCCGAGAGGGAUCUCCACCAUCGUGCAGGUCAACGAUCUCAAGAACUCACCUGGACAACUGAGCAAGAGGGAGCUCAGGCAGGCUACUAACCAGGCCCUCCAACUGCUUCAGGAUAACUACCCCGAGUUUGUUGCCAAGCAGGUGUUUAUCAAUGUGCCAUGGUGGUACCUUGCCUUUUCAAGGAUGAUAAGUGCUUUCUUGACCCAGAGGACCAAGAGCAAAUUUGUAUUUGCUGGACCAUCCAAGUCUGCUGAAACCCUUUUCAAGUACAUAGCCCCGGAGCAAGUGCCGGUUCAAUACGGUGGACUAAGCAGAGAGGGUGAGCAAGAAUUCAGUACCGCCGAUCCUGUUACAGAGAUUACAAUCAAACCCGCAACAAAGCACACCGUCGAGUUCUCAUUUGCUGAGAAGAGCCACCUUGUCUGGGAGCUUAGAGUUGUGGGUUGGGAUGUGAGCCACGGGGCUGAAUUUGCGCCCAGCGCCGAUGAUGGAUACACGGUGAUAGUACAGAAGAGCAGGAAAAUCGCCCCGGCGGAUGAAACAGUGAUUUGCAACAGCUUCAAAGUGGGUGAACCUGGCAAGGUCGUGCUCACCAUCGAUAACCAAACAUCCAAGAAGAAGAAACUCCUCUACAGGUCCAAGACCACACCCAUCUCUGAAUAGAGAGCUUAAUUUUCGAGGAAAGGUGCUGACCAGAAAAUGCUGCCUAGGUGGGUGUUUAUGCAUUUUCAUUUGAUGGAACAAAAUCAGGGUGCAACCUGGGGUCUGGGGGGGAUUAUUCUUUCGUACAGGGUUAUUUUGUUCAUUUGGUUUAUAUAAAUUUUAUAUAUUGUUGUGUCUGGGGUGGCCAAAUUUAUCUAUAGUUAGUUGCUCAUAGUAAUGUGAUAUCUAUCACUAUAUCUUGUUCAUGGGUUUUGGAAUUGGAUACAACCUGUUAAUGCAUCACCAACUGGAGAGAGGAAACAUAAUACACAAUUGGGGUUGGGGCUUGGGAGGGUUCAUUUGUUAAAGGAAAAAAGUUAGUGUAUGUAUGGACUCUCGGAGACAGAUUGUGUUGCUUUGUGAUACUAUUGUUUCUGUAAAGCUUGUUCAAAUGUGGUGGCAAUGGUGCUGUCUGUAUUACUUUAUUAUUCCGUAAAUAAUCAAAAUUUACUUCAUUGUUUGUUCA
Messenger RNA from Arachis stenosperma, 2644 nucleotides. Its product is annotated as patellin-3-like. Bases 241 to 2139 code for a protein of 632 amino acids. NCBI's taxonomy places the organism in Eukaryota, Viridiplantae, Streptophyta, Magnoliopsida, Fabales, Fabaceae. The transcript is spliced from 4 exons. Gene Ontology annotation, molecular function: lipid binding. The record is from RefSeq and is a predicted model, not a curated record.